Messenger RNA from Bufo bufo (common toad), 3120 nucleotides. RefSeq names its product tubulin gamma complex associated protein 5 (gene TUBGCP5). NCBI's taxonomy places the organism in Eukaryota, Metazoa, Chordata, Amphibia, Anura, Bufonidae. The transcript has 23 exons. Gene Ontology annotation, molecular function: gamma-tubulin binding; microtubule minus-end binding. Gene Ontology annotation, biological process: microtubule nucleation; meiotic cell cycle; mitotic cell cycle. Bases 46 to 3111 code for a protein of 1021 amino acids. Gene Ontology annotation, cellular component: equatorial microtubule organizing center; centrosome; gamma-tubulin complex. The record is from RefSeq and is a predicted model, not a curated record.
CGUGGUCAGGUGACGGUUGCUGGGCUGCCUGCUAAUGUAUGGGACAUGGCGCACUGGACCCGCUUUGAAAGAGAGCAGGAGAAAGAUGUCCAGCGGCUGAUCUCCAGUGUGAGCGGCCUGUGCGAUGAGAGCGAGAAGAACUACCAGCUUGCGCUGCAGUACGCCUGGUCCAACUUCAGAUUCCAUCGGUUUCUUGAUGUGAGCAGUCACCAGAUACACAGGACCUUGGAUGGGAUCUAUGAAAAGUUUGUGAUCCAUUCAGAUCUGAGUAAAGCUGAGAGCUGGAAGCGUCUUACUGAGGAGUUUUUGAACCUUCCUCUUCCAAGCACAGAGGGGACAAAAACAGACACUCAUUAUGCCAUACUGUCUCUUCUUCUUGGUUUGUCUGACUCACCUGCCAAAAAUGACUUUAUUGAAAAGCCAAGAAAGAAACAAGCAGAAGAAGAGGAGCCUUUUGACUGGGGCAAAUACUUGAUGGAAGGGGAAGACAUUGGUCUCAGUGCAGAUGAUGACACGCCGGAGUGGUCUGAUGUAAGUGAGGAGGAGGAUGAUCAAGAGACCCUCAGUAGGGAGGACUCGGGAAUACAGGUUGAUAGGACCCCACAAGAUGAUGGUGAAAAGAAGGCCACUGCUCCUGUAGUAUCAUGGAAAGUUGGGGAGCCUGAUGCACGUACUUGGCUGGAGCAGCAUGUAGUCCCUCAGUACUGGACGCCUCGGGCUAGCAGAUUUUCACACAGUUUACAUUUACAUUCUAAUCUAGCUGCUGUCUGGGAUCAGCAUUUAUACACAACAGAUCCUCUCUAUACACCUGAUGAGAAAACCUUUGUAACUGAAACCCAAGUGAUUCGGGAGACGCUGUGGUUACUUUCAGGGGUGAAGAAGCUUUUUAUAUUUCACUUAAAUGAUGGAAAAGUUACUGUCAGGAAUGACAUUGUUGUGACACAUAUGACACAUAAUUGCCUUAGGUCUGUGCUUGAACAAAUCGCAGCCUAUGGCCAAGUCGUGUUCAGACUUCAGAAAUUUAUGGAUGACGUAACUGGUCAUUGUGCUGAGAAUUCACUGCCAGGAACGCUACCAACUACAAAGAAAGGCGCUGAAGCCCCCUUCCGAACAUAUCAGGCUUUUAUGUGGGCUUUGUAUAAAUACUUCAUGAGCUUUAAGGAAGACCUUUCCGAGAUUGAGAAAUGCAUUAUUAAUAAAGAUGAAACCAUCACUUUGGCAAUGGUGGUUGAGAAGUUGGCUCCUCGGCUUGCGCAGCUUAAAGUCUUGCAUAAAGUUUUCAGCACUGGCAUUGCAGAGGUGCCUCCGGACACCAGGAAUGUUGUGAGAGCGUCUCAUUUACUUAAUACACUGUAUAAAGCUAUUCUGGAAUAUGACAACGUAGGAGAAGCGUCAGAGCAAACGGUAUCACUUCUAUUUUUCCUUUGGGUAGAGACUGUGAGGCCGUAUUUAGAAAUAGUCGAUGAGUGGAUUGUCCAUGGAAAUCUCUUUGAUCCUGCAAAAGAGUUUAUUAUUCAACGAAAUAAAGAUGUUCCUGUUGACCAUCGGGACUUUUGGUAUGCCACGUACACUUUGUAUAGUGUCUCAGAAAAGACUGAGAAUGAAGACAAAAUGAGUGACAAUGCCAGUGCCAGCUCAGGCAGUGACCAGGCUCCCGCCAGCAGGCAGCACACUAUGGUCUCCUUUCUGCGGCCUGUACUGAAACAGAUUAUUAUGGCUGGGAAGUCCAUGCAACUAUUGAAAAACCUUAAAUGCAGAUUGUCCCAGCAGCAGGAUUCAUCGAGAGAUGCAGAUAGGAAAAGUUUGUACAAUCUCUUCCUAGAAUCUGUGCAGUCCCGACUACAGCAUGGAAAAGAAUCGGGAACUGAUGCCAUUACAGAACAGCAAGUGAACAAGCAGAGUCUAAUAAAGAUGCAGUCAAUAGUAGCUAAGUACCUGGAACUAAAUGAUAUACACGAUCCACUACUUGCCAUCAACUUUGCAAGGUUGUACCUGGAGCAGAGUGACUUCCUCGAGACCUUUACCUGUGAAGAGAUCAGUGUGGAUAGAUCCUCCGAAUCUGUUACUUGUCAGUCGUUUGAAUUAACCCUUCGCUCGUGCCUUUAUCCCCACAUUGACAAACAGUAUCUGGAGUGCUGCGGAAACCUCAUGCAGACUCUGAAGGAAGAUUAUAAGCUGGUAGAAUAUCUACAGUCGAUGAGAAAUUUUUUCCUACUUGAAGCUGGAGACACUAUGUAUGAUUUCUACACCUCGAUAUUUGAUAAAAUAAGGGAGAAGGAGCAGUGGCAGAAUAUUGUUUUUCUUAAUGUCCAGCUGCAGGAAGCAGUCGGUCAGCGGUAUCUGGAGGACAGUGCCCGAUUAUCCCUCUUCUUUGAAAAUGUUGACUUGGCUAAGAAGAAGCUUCCAGUUCAUACAUUAGACGGCCUUGUACUGAGUUAUAAGGUGCCUUGGCCUGUUGAUAUAGUUAUCAGCUCAGAGUGCCAAAAGAUUUAUAACCAGAUCUUUCUUCUUUUGUUGCUAAUAAAGUGGGCAAAAUACAGCUUGGAUGUCCUGCAAUUUAAUGAACUUGUUAGCGCGGCUGAGAAGGAAUCUCCAAAAGAGGAGUCUGGAUCCGAACACCAGCAACAACUACCUUCUCAUCUAGUAACGCCAGCAGAGCCUAAGGAACAGCAGAUCCAUCGCAUGUUUCUCCUUCGGGUCAAGCUUAUGCAUUUUGUCAACAGUUUGCACAAUUAUAUGAUGACCAGGAUUCUUCAUAGCACAGGACUGGAGUUUCAACAUCAAGUAGAGGAAGCAAAAGAUCUGGACCAACUGAUUAAAAUUCAUUAUAGAUAUCUGUCUACCAUUCAUGAUCGCUGUCUUUUAAGGGAAAAGGUGAGCUCUGUAAAAGAAGCCAUAAUGAAAGUGAUGAAUGUUGUGCUGAUGUUUGCAGAUCGCUGGCAUGCUGGUUUCGGAGCAUGGAAGGCAGAAUAUAUCCUGAAGAUGGAGUCUGAUUUUACAAACUGUCACAAGUUUCUUGUAAAAGUAUUAAAUAAGGCAGUCUGCAGGGGCUCGUUUCCACACUUGGAAUCUUUGGCUUUAUCUCUUAUGGCUGGCAUGGAGCAAACCUAGUCCUGGUUC